Aspergillus pseudoviridinutans is the source of this 516-nucleotide messenger RNA. Its product is annotated as Zn(II)2Cys6 transcription factor domain-containing protein. Gene Ontology annotation, biological process: positive regulation of transcription by RNA polymerase II. Bases 1 to 516 code for a protein of 171 amino acids. Lineage: Eukaryota; Fungi; Ascomycota; Eurotiomycetes; Eurotiales; Aspergillaceae. The transcript is spliced from 2 exons. The record is from RefSeq and is a predicted model, not a curated record. Gene Ontology annotation, molecular function: sequence-specific DNA binding; DNA-binding transcription factor activity, RNA polymerase II-specific; zinc ion binding.
AUGGCAGAUUAUUUCCGACAACAUCCCGGCUCGGCCUGCGAAGAGUGUCGACGACGCAAAGCAAGGUGCGACAGGUCCAGACCCUGCUGCGGCAGCUGCAGCGAGGCCGGGAGACUGUGUAUCUUCAGUGACCAGCGGGCGCAGCGAGGGCCCAAAAAAGGCCAGAUCAGGGCCCUUCGGGACAGAAUUAAUACUCUGGAGCGUCUCCUUUCCGAGCAGCAACCUCUAGAGGAAUCCUUCACAACGGCAAUUGACCCAGCAGUUACAGGACAACUGAUAGAGUCGCCGGACAUUACAAACAUUGGCAUCCCCCCUCUCUGGGAAUUCGAUGCGAACUUUCCAAUGGCCAUCGAGCCAUUGUCGCCAGAAAUGAGAGAGGCUCCAGGGGAAACCGGUCUGACAUGGAAAAGCAAUCGGAAGGUCAUCCAACCAAGCGAUGAGGGUCAGAUAUCAGCACUUGUGCAGGAAGAUGCGUAUGUGGCGUUUGAGAUACCAUAUGCUGGGUAUUCGGACUGA